AGGACCAUCCCUUUCCCAUCCAUCCAUAUUUGAUGGUUCCACAAGGUGUUGCCCCCACAGUCCACAGCCAUAUCUACACUCCCACCUCCUCCCUCACAGGGCUUGUGGAAGAGGUGUGCCUGCCUUGGUCUUGCCUUCUUGGUCACCCACUUUGCCUAACAUGGGGAACGAAGAAGAGCUGCUUGUCCAAAGGAUCUCAGAGAUCUGUGACAGCAUCUCAAAGCUCCCCAGCCUGAGCCCAUCCGAGGAUGUGGACAAUCUCUUCACUGAACUGGUCCACUUAUGCAUCCCUGUGAUCCCCAUAGAUGUGGUCAAGCUGAGCUCGGAGGUGCAGGCCAUGAGAUCCAAGCUCAUCAAGCUCUGUGGCGAGGCUGAAGGCCUCUUGGAGAGCCACUACUCCGAUGUGCUGACUUCUUUCGACAAUCCUCUCGACCAUUUGAGCCUCUUUCCUUACUACUCCAACUAUCUCAAGUUGAGCCAUUUGGAGUACUCCCUGCUGUCGAGGUACGUGGCAAGCCCGCCGGCCAGGGUGGCGUUCGUCGGCUCCGGCCCUCUGCCGCUAAGCUCCGUCGUGCUGGCCGCGCGCCACAUGCAGGAGGCGGAGCUCCACAACUACGAUCUGGACGCGACGGCCAACGCCCGGGCCCGUCGUCUGGUACAGGGCGACCCCGGCAUGGCGGCUCGCAUGGCGUUCCACACCGAGGACGUCCUCGCCGUGACCCACGCGCUGCGGGGCUAUGACGUGGUUUUCCUGGCGGCGCUGGUGGGGAUCGGCCACGACGACAAGAUCCGCGUGGUGGACCACCUUGCGCGUCACAUGGCCCCCGGUGCCCUCCUGGUGGCGCGAAGCGCCCACGGCGCUCGGGCCUUCCUGUACCCGGUGGUGGAGCCGGCGGACCUGAAAGGCUUCGAGGUGCUCACGGUGCACCACCCCGCCGACGAGGUCAUCAACUCGGUGAUCGUCGCUAGGAAGCCGCAAGGCGGCCAUGCAGCCGGCGCGACGGCCGUGGUGAGGCCCUGCAAGUACUGUGAGAUGAUGCAGGGCUUCCAUCACUUUGGCCAUGGAACCAUGAUGGAGGAGGUUGCACUGGAAGAGCUUCCCUCCUGAGAGAAGCCUUUCUCCACCUAAAGAAAGCACUGAAGUCCAGUGCAUCUCUAACUGUUCUUACGUGAGAUGGCGUACGUACUGCUACCUCUUCUUGGUUUGCUUUCGAUUGAUCAGGGAAUAAGUGGCAAUUUCCUCCUUGCUUGUCAGGUGUGGACUAAGCUUUCAUUUCGACUUCCCAUUUAGUUUGUGACUCAACGUCUGCUUAUCACUGUUAGCGAUCAGUAAAGAUCAGAUUUUAUGGCUUUUCAUUA
Messenger RNA from Musa acuminata subsp. malaccensis (wild Malaysian banana), 1359 nucleotides. RefSeq names its product nicotianamine synthase 3. The record is from RefSeq and is a predicted model, not a curated record. Gene Ontology annotation, molecular function: nicotianamine synthase activity. Gene Ontology annotation, biological process: nicotianamine biosynthetic process. Lineage: Eukaryota; Viridiplantae; Streptophyta; Magnoliopsida; Zingiberales; Musaceae.